AGGUUCUGCAGUCUUAUCGGGGUCUGUAGGUUCUGCAGGGUCUGUAGGUUCUGCAGGGUCUGGAGCAGUGGAUCUUGGUGUCUCUGUGGAUCAGGCUCAUUCAGCAGCCAAAGACCCAUUGGCUUCAUCUCACACAGAAAUGAGCGGCCCUUAUGGAGUCCACUCAGAGUCCAAUGGAAAUGGACAGAAGCUGCUGAACGGAGGAGGAGGCGGAGCUGGAGUGGACAGUCAGACAGGGGAUUUAGGUUCAUUAGGAGGUGAAGUUUCUCACCUGGAUUAUACAGGAGUCGUAGAUCCAUCCAGCCAUGACUACCUGCACGGCCUUAUGGGUGGGGGUCUGACGGAUCCUUUCAGCGCCGCCGGCCACGUUCCAGGUCACAUGACCCCACCAACGCACCUGGACCUCUCAGUGGUGGGUUCUGGUGUGACAGCAGCUGCAGAGCAGAACCUUCUGGACUCAGUUGGAGGAACUGCCAUCUCCUCCAAAGACGUCGCUCAUCAAUCUGCCGGCAGCACCGACCAAUCAGGAGCCGGCGGCGCUGCGCUGAGUUCAGGAUUCGACCAGUCGCUGUCCAGCUCUUUGUCAGGUUCCUCUGCAGUUUCCUCCUCAUCCUCAGCAGGCAGUGCGGCUCACAGAGAGCAGACAGAUGGAGCAGAUUCACCGGACGCUAUCGGAAAUGGUCGACAGACUCUGCUCACAGACAGAGCUGUAACGGAGAGGCUGGUGUCCGUCAGCGAUCUUCAGACUCUGCAAACUGACCUCACAGGUGGUACAGAGUCUGUGACCCGUCUUCACCACGACCUCACAGCCACUGCUCUUGAAUUUGGCCGUGACGUCACAGAGAGGUCGCCCAUCACUGCCAACACAGAAUCUGCAGACAGCGUCACGAACACACUGAGCCCAGUUUCAGGUGUUUACUCCAAAACAGACCUGGUUACCAUGACAGCAGACUCCACAGGAACAAUUCCAGGCUAA
Nematolebias whitei (Rio pearlfish) is the source of this 976-nucleotide messenger RNA. RefSeq lists its product as uncharacterized. NCBI's taxonomy places the organism in Eukaryota, Metazoa, Chordata, Actinopteri, Cyprinodontiformes, Rivulidae. The record is from RefSeq and is a predicted model, not a curated record. The transcript is spliced from 19 exons. Bases 140 to 976 code for a protein of 278 amino acids.